GAUGAGCGUUGAAGCUGCUUUUGAAUUUUUGCAAGAUUUAAGAAGUGCCAUACCAGUUGUUUGGUGGAAAGUUCAAUGCUAUCACUAUGUUCGUAAAACUAGGCAAGUGACGAGAUAUAGGAACGGAGACGCUUUUACUACCAUGCAGGUUUAUUAUGAAAGAAUCAAUUCGCAAACAAGAAGCGCUGCGUUCAAUUGGAGUCACUGCGGGGCAAGAGACGCCUCAAAGACUCUAAUCGGUCUAGAGAACUUCUUUGCCACACGUAUUAAAUUUACAAAAGGUUUCUCCUUCUGCAGUAUCGAUUCAGAAGUCGAAUUUGAUAUGCAAAGAUCUUCGUUCUUCCAUGCUCAAGAGCGUAACGACGACUAUAUGGAGACAAGGGAAGGAUUAGAUUUAUUACACGUCCCCUUCAAAUCGAAUUUGAUGGUCUAUUCGAGCAGAACGCCUUGGUAUAUUUCCCAAUGCGUUUAUUGGAUAUUCUCCUUUAUUCUCCUUUCUUGGCCACUAAGGAUACUCAUUGAAUAUAAUACAGCUUACGUUCAUUACCAUAUUUUGAAAGUGUUUGGUUGUUCCAGUACUCCCCACUUGUCCCGAGAAGCAACAAUGUGCAGCUCGGAUCUAGAGCAUUUAGUACAAAGGAAUUAUGAUAUAGUUCCGAGCUACUCAGAGGCGUUACUAAUUGACAAUUCUACAAAUCAGCACCGCCAUGUAGCACGUAUGCAUAAUCCUGCAGACGCUUUAGUCCUACAGAAUCCCCAUGCUCUAUUGACUAGUUCUGUUAGCGUACCAAAUGGUAUCCUUUUCGACUAUGGCUCAAUGAAAGGGCGAAAGAAAAGUUUGAAGAACUGUAGCGGAAAAUCGAAUAAUUCGCUAACGACACCAGCUUCGGGAAGCGACUGUCAAAUGCCGCCCGGCUAUGAGGAAGCUCUGAAUAUGCGUUUGAUUAACGAUUACGCUACACCAACUUCGAAUAGCACCAACAGUUUAGGAGUUUUCGAAACGGAAUUAUGA
This is a messenger RNA of Dimorphilus gyrociliatus, 1012 nucleotides long. NCBI's taxonomy places the organism in Eukaryota, Metazoa, Annelida, Polychaeta, Dinophilidae. The record is from the annotation of a GenBank genome assembly.